AUUUUCAAUAUCCUCCAUUAACAUUCACUCUCUCUCUCUAGAAAAAACCCUGCAACCACAGAGCAACAAUGAGGACAACUAUGUUGAGAUCCAUCCAAUCUUCACUUAAAUCCUCCACCGUUCUCCGCCGGAGCUACUCAUCGGAGUCCGCUCCGGAGCGCAAGGUCGCCAUCUUAGGUGCCGCCGGCGGCAUCGGACAACCGCUCUCUCUCCUCAUGAAACUAAACCCUCUCGUUUCUAGCCUCUCUCUUUACGAUAUCGCCGGUACUCCUGGUGUCGCUGCUGACGUCAGCCACAUCAACACCAGAUCUGAGGUGGUUGGUUACAUGGGUGAUGAGAAUUUGGGAAAGGCAUUGGAAGGUGCUGAUGUUGUUAUUAUUCCGGCUGGUGUACCGAGGAAGCCGGGUAUGACUCGUGAUGAUCUUUUCAACAUCAAUGCUGGCAUUGUUAAGGGUUUGUGCACAGCUAUUGCCAAGUAUUGCCCUCAUGCGCUUGUUAACAUGAUCAGCAACCCGGUCAACUCUACUGUACCUAUUGCUGCUGAGGUCUUCAAGAAAGCGGGUACCUAUGAUGAGAAAAGGCUGUUUGGUGUGACCACACUUGAUGUUGUCAGGGCGAAAACUUUCUAUGCUGGAAAGGCAAAGGUUCCGGUUUCUGGUGUGAAUGUGCCUGUUGUUGGUGGUCACGCUGGUAUCACCAUUCUACCUUUGUUUUCUCAGGCCACACCACAAGCAAAUAACUUAUCAGAUGAAGAGAUAGUUGCUUUAACAAAAAGAACUCAAGAUGGUGGAACGGAGGUUGUGGAGGCUAAGGCUGGAAAGGGUUCCGCUACACUUUCCAUGGCUUAUGCUGGAGCUAUAUUUGCUGAUGCUUGUUUGAAGGGACUUAAUGGAGUCCCAGAUGUUGUGGAGUGCUCAUUUGUGCAAUCAACCGUUACUGAACUACCUUUCUUUGCCUCUAAGGUGAGACUUGGCAAGAAUGGUGUAGAGGAAGUCCUAGGCUUGGGAUCGCUUUCAGACUAUGAGAAACAAGGUUUGGAAGCCCUUUUGCCUGAGCUAAAGUCAUCUAUUGAGAAGGGAAUUGCGUUCGCCAACAAGAGUUGAACAAAACCGUCUGCCAUUUAGUUCAAAGUUUCACAGUUUUGGACCUAAAACUUUUUUGUUGUUGCUUGAGUGUUUGUUAUCCAGGAGGCAUUAGGCUUACAGCUUAUUUACCUGCCCAAUAAGAAAAAAAGGGAAGCAGAUGCUGCCUACAUUCCCUUUGCAAAAUCCAGAAGAGUGUUAGAUUAUUAUUAUUGUAUACUCUGGGCAUUUUUAAUGUUCACAAGUAAACAAUGGCUGUUUGGUAACAGGUUUUAAGAACCCAUGACCACUGUUUGUUAAUAAUUCCCCACUCUUUUUUCCCACGAUCUCUCAAAUCCUCAGAGUGCAGAUUAUAUCGAAAUAAAACAUUUGCUUAUUUGUAAA
Helianthus annuus (common sunflower) is the source of this 1466-nucleotide messenger RNA. Its product is annotated as malate dehydrogenase 1, mitochondrial. The record is from RefSeq and is a predicted model, not a curated record. NCBI's taxonomy places the organism in Eukaryota, Viridiplantae, Streptophyta, Magnoliopsida, Asterales, Asteraceae. The transcript has 7 exons. Gene Ontology annotation, cellular component: mitochondrion; cytoplasm. Gene Ontology annotation, biological process: tricarboxylic acid cycle; malate metabolic process. Bases 69 to 1103 code for a protein of 344 amino acids. Gene Ontology annotation, molecular function: L-malate dehydrogenase (NAD+) activity.